Molecule: messenger RNA, 1659 nt
Organism: Penicillium pulvis
Lineage: Eukaryota; Fungi; Ascomycota; Eurotiomycetes; Eurotiales; Aspergillaceae
Product: ATP-binding protein
Exons: 5
Coding region: 1-1659 (552 amino acids)
Source: RefSeq, a predicted model, not a curated record
AUGCUAUGGAAAAGGCUCGCGCCACCCUUGUCAUCAUUCGCUCGACAAGGCUUAUCGAGACCUGUUAGACCUCAUGGGCGAAUUCUGCAAUACACAGGCAAGAGGUUCAACUCGAAUCCUCAAAACACUGGCAAGUAUAGCCCGGAUCCUGCCGAACAAAAUGAGGAAGAGGAUCAGGGACGAGGCCAGAAAAAUGAUUCGGAGCCCAAUGUGAAAUCUACAAUCCUCAAGAUGCUUGAGACUGCAGCAACUACAGCAGCAUCGAUUUUCAUCCUAGGUGCGGCUGGUUAUUCAUACCACCGGUACUACAAAUACUUGGUCCUGGACAAAAUGGACAAUGCGUUCAACCCAGGUGAUCCUGCUCUUGAGAUGGCGGGUGUUGUGUCUGGCAAGCAUGAAUAUCACCACCAAGAGCACUGGAUCCCCAGGGAUGAGCAACCUCGGAUUGACGACAUUGUUGCCGGGAAACGAGCGGGCCACUACUAUCUGAUGGUCGGUGAGAAAGGCACUGGAAAGACGUCGAUGCUCCUUGAAGCUAUGCGCAAAAUCAAUGGCACUGGCGUCGCUAUGUUUGAGGCGCAUGCUGAUCUGGAGAUCUUCCGCAUUCGACUUGGCAAGGCACUUGAUUACGAGUUCCACGAGGACUACAUUGGCAGCUUGUUCAGUAUCCGUGGUCCGCGGGACACCACCGCACUUCUAGAUAUCGAGCGGGCCUUCAACAAGAUGGAAAAGGUCGCGUUAGCCAGGAGAGCCUCGCACGGGCGACCAUUGGUUCUAAUCAUCAAUAGCACCCAUUUGGUGCGCGAUGACCAUGACGGGCAGGACUUGCUAGAGAUGAUACAGCAGCGGGCUGAACAAUGGGCUGCAAGUGGCCUAGUCACAACUAUCCUCAACAGUGACGACUACUGGGUAUAUGAACGCCUGAAGCGCUAUGCUACCCGCAUGGAGGUUGUUUCAGUUACAGAUUUGCCUAAGCAGAAGGCGAUGGAUGCUCUGAGGAGAUAUCGUAGACAGUUUUGCCACGAAGACCUUCCAUCCUCGGUUCUCGAGCAUGUCUACGAUACGGUGGGUGGUCGGCUUUCCUUCUUGAAUCGAGUAGCCAAAUCCUCCGACAUCUUGAAAACCUGCGAUGAGAUCUGUCGGGCCGAGAAGGUAUGGUUCCUCAACAAGUGUUGGAUUUUAGGUAAGGAGAUGGACGACGAUGUCAUGGAUGAACAGAAGUAUUCCUCUGCCGCAAUGGUCUUGGCCAAAGCCCUUGUCGAUCUUGAAAAUGAAAUGGAAGAGACCUACCACCCCGAGAAUGGUCAUAUCUUGCCUGAGGUUGAGCUACAUAAAGCUCGCGAAAUUAUGACCCGCGCCGACUUCAUGCAAUCCUACGAUCACGAAAAUAUCUUCACCAUUAAUUCGCGAGCCAUGGUGCGUGCCGACUCCGUUCCGAUGCAGCGUGCAUUCCGAGAGAUCUGUGCCAUCGAAAACUUCGACCAGCACCUCGAAGGCACUCUGGAGCGCAUUGGCGACAUUGAAUCUCUCGGCCGUACUCGUGAGCUGACCAUCAAGGACCUCUGGGACCAAGGCAAGUACCGAGUCGUCGUGAAGGACACCAGGGGCAAUGAGAGUGGUACUGUAGAGUUCUCCGUGGCAGAGCGCAAGGAAGACUAG